AAGGAGAGAGAGAGGAGCGAAGACAGCGCAGAGGAGCAAAGCAGACCACGGGAGGGAGGAACCGAGGAAGAAGGAGAAGAACCGAGGAAGCAGGGGGUUGCCGAGCCCAGUCCAGGAUCCUCCUCCUUCCCAUGGCGCGGAGCAACUGGGAGGCCGACAAGAUGCUUGACGUCUACAUCUACGACUACCUGGUGAAGCGCAACCUCCACAACUCCGCCAAGGCCUUCAUGAACGAGGGCAAGGUCGCCACCGAUCCUGUCGCUAUCGAUGCCCCCGGGGGCUUCCUCUUCGAGUGGUGGUCUAUCUUCUGGGACAUCUUCGACGCGAGAACAAGAGAUAAGCCUCCAGAAGGUGCCACGCCUUCUAUAGAUAUGAAGUCAAGGGAACACCAAAUGAGACUCCAGUUGCUGCAACAGCAGAAUGCCCACUUGCAGAGAAGAGAUCCAAAUCAUCCAGUCCUUAAUGGUGCUAUGAAUGCUAUGAACUCUGAUGUAUCAGCCGUUUUGGCUUCUAAAAUGAUGGAAGAGAGAAUGAGGAAUCACAAUCCUGUGGAUUCUGAUGCAUCACAACAGCUCAUAGAUGCUAAUAGGAUGGCUCUUCUGAAGUCAGCAACUAACCAAACUGGAUCACUUGUUCAGGGUAGCUCAGUCAAUAUGUCAGCUUUGCAGCAGAUGCAGUCAAGAAAUCAGCAAGUUGACAUCAAAGGUGAUGUUGCAAUGCCACAAAGAACCAUGCCUACAGACCCUUCUGCAUUAUAUGGAUCAGGGAUGAUGCAAUCAAAAUCUGGAUUAGUUGCUUCUGGACUAAAUCAAGGAGUUGGGAGUGUACCACUGAAAGGCUGGCCUCUAACAGUUCCAGGUAUCGAUCAACUCCGAUCAAAUUUAGGCGUGCAGAAGCAGAUGAUGGCAUCUCCAAACCAAUUUCAACUUCUAUCACCACAACAGCAAUUAAUUGCUCAAGCACAAACACAGAAUGACCUUGCUAGAAUGGGUUCUCCAGCUCCAUCUGGUUCGCCAAAGAUUCGCUCAGAUGAUCAGGAUUACAUGAUGAAGUUGAAGAUGGCCCAGAUGCAGCAGCCAUCAGGUCACCGGCUGAUGGAAUUGCAACAGCAACAGCAGCAGCAGCAGCACCACCACCACCACCAACAACAGCAGCAGCAACAGCAACAGCAGCAGCAGCAGCAGCAGCAGCAGCAGCAGCAGAUGCAACAGAAUACAAGAAAACGGAAGCCAACUUCUUCCGGAGCAGCUAAUAGUACAGGCACAGGGAAUACUGUUGGGCCUUCUCCACCCUCAACUCCAUCAACUCAUACUCCUGGUGGUGGAAUACCAGUAGCUAGCAACGUGAACAUUGCGCAGAAGAAUUCAAUGAUUUGUGCCACGGAUGGAACCAGUGGAUUUGCUUCAUCCUCAAAUCAGAUGGAUAAUUUGGAUGGUUUUGAUUUUGAUGAAAAUAUUGAUUCAUUUUUGUCAAACGAUGAUGGGGAUGGGCGAGACAUAUUUGCUGCAUUAAAGAAAGGGCCCUCAGAGCAGGACUCUCUGAAGAGUCUUUCUUUGAGCGAGGUUGGUAGUAACCGUACAAGCAACAACAAGGUUGUUUGCUGUCAUUUCUCAACAGACGGGAAGUUACUGGCUAGCGCUGGUCAUGAAAAAAAGGUCUUCCUCUGGAAUAUGGACAAUUUUAACAUGGAUACUAAAGCAGAAGAACAUACAAACUUUAUCACAGACAUACGAUUCAAACCAAAUUCAACUCAGUUGGCUACAUCAUCUUCUGAUGGAACUGUUCGAUUAUGGAACGCAGUUGAACGAACUGGCGCUUUACAAAUAUUUCAUGGGCAUGGCUCCCAUGUAACAUCAGUAGAUUUUCACCCGAAAUUGACAGAGGUUCUAUGCUCUUGUGAUGACAAUGGAGAACUCCGGUUCUGGAAAGUUGGUCAAAAUGCAGCUUCACGUGUCUCUAGGGUUAAACAGGGUGGUAUUGGUAGAGUCAGGUUUCAACCUCGAAUAGGGCAGCUCCUUGCGGUGGCAGCUGGAAACAUGGUGAACAUCAUUGAUGUUGAAAAGGAGACGAGUUUGCAUUCACUGCCUAAGGUUCACAAUGGUGAGGUAAACUGCAUCUGUUGGGAUGAAAGUGGCGAGUUUCUGGCGUCAGCCAGCCAGGACAGCGUGAAGGUGUGGUCGGCUGCCUCAGGCGCGUGCAUCCAUGAGUUAAGAUCUCACGGGAACCAGUACCAGUCUUGCAUAUUCCAUCCAAGAUACCCCAAAGUGUUGAUAGUUGGUGGUUAUGAGACAAUGGAGCUAUGGAGCGUAUCCGAUAACCAGAGGAAUGUGAUCCCGGCACACGAUGGGCUGAUAGCGGCCCUGGCACACUCUCCGUUGACGGGAUCGAUAGCGUCUGCGAGCCAUGACAGAUCCGUGAAGCUGUGGAAAUAAAAUGAAAUUAUGGCUUUGCAUUGAGCAGGCAUGAAUACGAUGAUGAGAGGAAUUGGAAUGGAUCCUAACUUGCAUUUGCGUGCCUCAUAUAACUAGCUAAGCUAUAGCCUUUGUUAUACACUAGUAGUGCUCGACACAGGUUUAAGAAAGAUGGAAGCUGAGGUUGAAUUUAGGCUGGGAAUCUGCACGCAAAGGAAAGAGGUCUGCACGUUUAGCUUUAUGGAAGGUUGUUAUGUGUAAUUAAAUUAAUUAUUUAAUUAAUGGAAGGAAGGAAGGAAUGGAUAUGUUGGUCUAGUAUAUAGUAGUAUUGUUUUAUUUAUAAACUUAUUGAUUAAUAAGCUUGUUUUAUGAAA
Messenger RNA from Brachypodium distachyon (stiff brome), 2785 nucleotides. Its product is annotated as transcriptional corepressor LEUNIG_HOMOLOG. The transcript is spliced from 17 exons. The record is from RefSeq and is a predicted model, not a curated record. NCBI's taxonomy places the organism in Eukaryota, Viridiplantae, Streptophyta, Magnoliopsida, Poales, Poaceae. Gene Ontology annotation, molecular function: protein binding; transcription corepressor activity. The coding region runs from base 132 to 2432 and encodes 766 amino acids.